UGGUUUUUUGAAGAGAAUGAAACAGAGGAUGUGUCGGUUGCAACGGUGUGGGAAGCACAUAAAGCCUACAUCAGAGAUAUACUCAUUGCAAUGGGGACAAAAAAGAAAAAAGAAAGGAGAGAAAAGAUAGAUAGAUUAUUAAAAUGAAAUAUAUGAUCUUGAACAGGUGCAUAAAAGGGAAAGAUCUAAGGAGAUAAUGCAGUUGUUAAUAAAGAAGAAAGAAGAAUUAGAGAAUGUAAUGGAGGAAAAUAACAUGGAGAAGUCUUUAAUAAGAU
Messenger RNA from Staurois parvus, 275 nucleotides. The record is from the annotation of a GenBank genome assembly. NCBI's taxonomy places the organism in Eukaryota, Metazoa, Chordata, Amphibia, Anura, Ranidae.